Molecule: messenger RNA, 2159 nt
Organism: Hyalella azteca
Lineage: Eukaryota; Metazoa; Arthropoda; Malacostraca; Amphipoda; Hyalellidae
Exons: 4
Source: RefSeq, a predicted model, not a curated record
GUUAUAAAAAAGUUGAUAAAGUGAUUUAAAGAGAACAUGUAAUAAAAUAAGAGAUUACCGCUCAAAGAAAUAAUUAUUUAUUUGUGAGUUCAGAAAUAUUAAUUCGUGAUCUAUUAUCCACUAACUGAAAGACUUAUGAUAAAAUUUGUAUAGAAAGUUCAGGGAUUCGUAGAUAUAAGGAGACUUCAACGCGAUCAGGAUACCAAUCGUCCUCUUCUUGAGUGUCAAACAUGAAUGUCGUAAUGCGAAUAGCAUCGCGCUGUGUAAUUUGUUACAUGCCCUCUCUGAACAUUACUUAGUUCACUCUGAGUUGAGUUAUUUUGGAUAAGUGUUCUUCAGAACGUGACGAAGGAGGAGCAAUGAGUUCCUCCGGUGGUUGGCAGGAUGGCAAGUCCCAAAUUCCAAUUCUCAAGUCGCCGAGUCCGACGGAACGUAAAGUUGACAAUUCUGAUCACGUCGGCAAACUGACGAAUGACAAGCUUAAGAAGCGAAGUUCAUCGGUCCUGAGUCUGUUUCAUGUGACUCACAAAGUUCCUUCUCAUAUCGUGUCCCCGAAGUCUCCUAAAGAUGCAGAUCAAAGGACUACAGAUUGGAACGAAGGUCGGCAGUACCUCAGUAACUUGGAACUGUCCAAAUGCGCUUCGAACUUCGAUGAAGAUUCAAACUCGAGUGAAAGAAGCAAAUUGUCUCGAUCUGGCAUGCAUAGUAGCGUUCAGGACUUGAACAUGACAUGGUGGCAGAAAAAACCUCCGACUAAAGACACUGCGAACCAUAACCUCUUUAGUGAUAUCGGGGAAAAAUCGGCUUCAAUUUCUAACAUUUUUGACGGGAGGGAAGCGAACGAUAACGGUUUGUUUUCCGAAAAUUCUAAUGCUCCCAUGAGCCUGCCGGGUAUCCAAGGUUUCAGAGAUGAUCGUAACAGCUGCCACGAUUUGCUGAAACAGCCGAGUCAUUAUCACCAGCCCGCCCUGGCGCUCAAUAGCGGCAUGAGGACGCAAUUUCGCAGCGAGCAAAAUCUCUUCAACUCAAGCCCAUCUCAUCACGACUCUGGCUUAUACUCGCUGGAUUAUAAUCACCCCAGCAGGGGAACAUUCAGUAAAUUCAACUUCGAUAUUUCUACUAUCAAGGAACUUCCAGAAGAUAGAUCCGAUUCGCCUGCAAAGAAUUUGCUCGAAAGUGACUCUGUGAAUAACUUCGACGUUGUGCAGCGGGGCUUCAUACCUACUCCAGCUAUCUCAACAACUUCGUUUGCUGAUAUGUACAGAAGUCUUCAGGAUCUCAGAGCGAAUGUUCAAGAUAUACAUCAGCCCGUGAGUUUAGUUUCUCAGACUGGAGGUGCCAAUCAGUCUGUCCUGGACAAUUCUGGAAACCAGUAUGCCGACGAAGAAAACUAUUUUAGAAGCAUUCAAGACCUACGCGAUCCGUCGUUUUCAUUGGAAAACAUUCCAUUUAGCAUGGAUUAUAUACAUUUGGGAAGAAAUGAGCAUUGCAGUGCUUUCGACUUGCCCAACGAAGUACAAAAAUCUGUCACGAGUCCUCACGUGUUAGGAUUCGAUGACUUUGCAGCCAGAGACAGAUCUGUCAGUAUGAUGGACAUAACAGCGGCAAGUACCGCCACAGAAACCCAAAAUUUCAACAGAAAAAAUGCUUCAAGAAUUCCUAAACGGCGGCACACGGUGACUGUGCAGGAUUUCAAAGGAGUCUGUCCUGACGGAAAUACGACAAGAUCAAUGUCGAUGCAAAACAUCUCCGAGAUAUCAGAAACAAAGAAUGAUCAUAGAGGAAAAGCAUUAAAUAAUUCUGACUCAUCGACAAGUUCGUGCGACAAAAGUCUGGGUGCGGAACGUAAAAAAGGAUGCGUUGGUUGUCAGCACAGACGCGAGAGGAAGCCUGUCGUGCGGCAGCUCUCGUUGCCUCCUCUCAAGAGCCGUCCUAGGAGCGAGGGUUCCCGCGUACCGCUGAACCGCUCCUGCAGCAAUCCUUCGCCGUCCAAUCGCAAGCGCAGCCAACCUCAGGAGAGCGAUCCUGCCGACCUGGCCAAUGAAAACAACAGCAAGGACAACAACAACAUGGACGCUGAGCGCAGUGAAGUAGAGCGGCUGCGCGACGAGCUACAGAUGCACAGGAGAACAAUACGGCAGCUGUCGCUACGGCCAGCU